This is a messenger RNA of Sorghum bicolor (sorghum), 694 nucleotides long. RefSeq names its product heavy metal-associated isoprenylated plant protein 39. Lineage: Eukaryota; Viridiplantae; Streptophyta; Magnoliopsida; Poales; Poaceae. The transcript has 3 exons. The coding region runs from base 207 to 527 and encodes 106 amino acids. The record is from RefSeq and is a predicted model, not a curated record. Gene Ontology annotation, molecular function: metal ion binding.
CAAGACAACCCCUCGGCCUACCCGACUACUCAGCACCAAGAACAGACGGCCAAGUGCAGUCGCGCCUUUAUAUAAAGGAAUCCACCAGCAGCAUUAGCUUUGGUUUCUUCUCCUUGUAUGAACAUACAUACCCAUCGCAGGGCAUUCUCAAGCAUAGCUUCUGCCUUUCCCCUCCUCUCCUCCACUCCUUUGUCCAAAGCUUUGAGAUGGCUCAGCAAAAGGUGGUGCUCAGGGUUCCAACCAUGACAGAUGACAAGAUCAAGCAGAAGGCCAUCGAAGCUGUUGCCGACAUUUACGGUAUUGACUCCAUUGCAGCAGAUCUGAAGGAGAACAAGAUGACCAUCAUAGGCGAGAUGGACGCAGUGGCGAUUGCCAAGAAGUUAAAGAAGAUUGGGAAGAUUGACAUUGUGUCUGUUGGACCUGCAAAAGAAGAAAAGAAGGAAGAAAAGAAAGAGGAGAAAAAGGAGGAAAAGAAAGAAGAGAAGAAAGAGGAGAAGAAAGAAGAGAAGAAAGAAGAGAAGAAGUGAUAAACCUAUAAAACCUAUAAUAUCAUCACAUGGCCUCACCUAUCUUCAGUUGCAAUAGCUUUGACUUUGGACUGAUGUUGCUAUGUGGACUUAUUAUGUAAAAUUUAUACUACAGAGUACAUAUUAGUUAAAAAUAAAAGUACAAUCUGUGCAUUGCUUUAAGCAUC